Molecule: messenger RNA, 1349 nt
Organism: Mangifera indica (mango)
Lineage: Eukaryota; Viridiplantae; Streptophyta; Magnoliopsida; Sapindales; Anacardiaceae
Exons: 7
Coding region: 301-741 (146 amino acids)
Source: RefSeq, a predicted model, not a curated record
UGUGCUUUGGUGCCGCCUUAAAGCUUUGCACAAUCUCCAAACUUUUUUCCCUUUCAUUUUUCUCUGCCGCCCUUUAGUCUCAGGCGUCUCCAACUCUUUUUCUUCUGCCGUCUUUAGUCUCUCUCACUAAUCUCUUCAUCUCCGGUGUCCAAAAUUCUGACUGUCGCCGGCGUCUCGAAGUCUAGGCGAACGCAUCUCCGGCUUCAUCAGACUGCAUCCACGGCUUGGACGCUCUGUUCCGUCCCCGGCUUGGCGGCUUCAUGCUUUAGAAUCUUGCUGAGCAGCUCAAGUGUAGUGUGCAUGACAGAUCCUCAAUUGCUUUGUGGGUACCUGGGUAAUCUGGCAGCAGCAAAGCCUUACCUGGUGGCUUCCUCAGCUCUCACAGCCUCUCCGAAUCUUGCCAAGCAGCUCAAGUGUAGUGUGCAUGACAGAUCCUCAAUUGCUUUGUGGAUUCUAAUUAUGACUUUUGGUACAAAAAGAAACCUUGCAAACAUUAAAAAUCAAGUUAUGGGAAUAGAGAAUUCAUCACUGUCUUCUCAAAAUGGUAAAAACACAGGUGCUAUUUUGAUGACGAAAGUGCAAGAAAAGACUCGAGGAGUUGGAUGUGAAAAACUCUUACAAGUAACAAAAACCAAUUUGCAGCAACUAUAUUCAUUAUCGUAUGAAAAAAUGAAUAUGUUUCUUAUAGGAAUCUGGCAAGAUGGCAGGCUUCCCUUCCGAAUUUUGAAUCCAAUCCUAUGAACUCUUCCCCAGUAGAUCACCUGUUCUGUUUUAUCUAACAACAUACUCCAAUAUUAUCAACCAACACGCAACACCAACAUUUAUCACUCAGUCAAACUAAGCAAUAAUGCUAACUAAUGCAAGAAGAAAUAAGGAAACUACAGCUCAUUUCAUUAAUCCAUGACAGCAAUGACAUGUUUCACUUCCAGUGUUCAUAAUCUCCCAAAUCAAGGGAAAACAAGCAAAAUAACAAUAACAAUAAUAACAACUAUACUAAUACUGGAAUUCGAGAGCCAGUCCCCUCCCUGUCUACUUAGCCAACAUUUAACAAAUUCUUCAGAAUAAAAGUCCCCUUUUCUCUUUCUUUUUCUGCCAUAUAAAGGAUGUGCAGUCCCUAACAGAAUCCUCUCCUUUGCUUCCUCACAUGCUGCCAUCUGUACCAACUGGAUGGACAAGAUCAUUUUGUUCCAGUGCAGCUUCCUUGAUUCCCAGAUUGCCCUCCUCAUCACUGCUCUCUGAAUCUUCAGCUGAGAGCUUCUUUGGGUCACCUUCUCUUUUCUCCACUGGACCAUCUCCCACUUUCUUCUUUUUGGGCCUACGAAAAUACACCUUUGUGAUCAAGCCUCUAU